Molecule: messenger RNA, 676 nt
Organism: Helianthus annuus (common sunflower)
Lineage: Eukaryota; Viridiplantae; Streptophyta; Magnoliopsida; Asterales; Asteraceae
Product: 14 kDa proline-rich protein DC2.15
Exons: 1
Coding region: 57-446 (129 amino acids)
Source: RefSeq, a predicted model, not a curated record
AAACUACCAACCAUCACUUGAGCUAGUUUUGCCUUCACAUCCCUAAGCAAUUCAAAAUGGCUUCAAGGGCUUUGGCAACAACUGCUUUCCUGCUCACCCUUAACCUUCUCUUCUUCACUCUCGUAACUUCAACUUCUUGCCCACCCCCACCAAGCACUCCUAAGCCAAAUAAACAUCACCACAAAGCAACUUGCCCUAAAGACACCCUCAUGUUAGGUGUGUGUGCUAAUGUUCUCAACGACUUGGUUCACCUAGUCGUUGGUACACCACCAAAGACUCCUUGCUGCAGCCUCCUCGGUGACCUCGUUGAUCUUGAGGCAGCAGUCUGCCUUUGCACCGCAAUCAAAGCAAAUGUAUUGGGUAUCAACCUCAACGUGCCAGUUUCUUUGAGCUUGUUGCUUAACUAUUGUGGAAAGAAGGUCCCACAGGGCUUCCAAUGCGCAUAGAGACCUUUCAUGGUUGACAAAUGUUGGUUGAAGUUUUUUUAAUCUCAUUCUAUAUUGAUGUGUAUUCAUGUUAACUAAAUUUGAGUGUUGUAAUUUUUUAUUUUUAUGAAGCAAGUAAUUUGUAUUGGAAGGCUUCUGCCUUCUUUUGUAUUUAGAUCCUGUCAUAAUAAUGUGACUAGGGUUUGUACUAUUGUGAUUCCAAAAUAAAAACAUAUAAUUCAUAAUUUUUA